Molecule: messenger RNA, 5959 nt
Organism: Cryptotermes secundus
Lineage: Eukaryota; Metazoa; Arthropoda; Insecta; Blattodea; Kalotermitidae
Gene: bsk
Product: stress-activated protein kinase JNK
Biological process (GO): protein phosphorylation; JNK cascade
Cellular component (GO): nucleus; cytoplasm
Molecular function (GO): JUN kinase activity; ATP binding
Source: RefSeq, a predicted model, not a curated record
ACUGUGGAGGUUGGCGAUACUAAAUUCACAAUACUCAAGCGUUAUCAGAACCUCAAGCCCAUUGGCUCAGGAGCUCAGGGAAUCGUGUGCAGCCGAUAAGAAGUGAUGAACGUGAUGACAGUAGCUAUCUCAUAGCCCAUCCCAUCCCCCAACAGUGAGUCUUGAACCACAACCAUCAUGUUCUACACAGUGGAGUUUGGAGACACCGAGUUUUCUGUACCAAGUCGCUAUUUGGACCUGGCACCUAAAGGGGUGGGUGCUCAGGGCAUGGUCUGUGCUGCUUAUGACACGGUUACCCAGCAGAACGUUGCUAUCAAGAAACUGAGCCGUCCAUUCCAGAAUGUUACACAUGCUAAGCGUGCAUAUCGAGAGUUCAAGCUCAUGAAGCUUGUUAAUCACAAGAAUAUUAUUGGCCUGUUAAAUGCUUUCACACCACAGAAAUCGCUGGAGGAAUUUCAAGAUGUGUAUCUUGUAAUGGAGUUGAUGGACGCCAACCUCUGUCAGGUGAUACAAAUGGACUUAGACCAUGAGAGAAUGUCAUACCUCCUCUACCAAAUGCUGUGUGGUAUCAAACAUCUCCAUUCAGCAGGCAUCAUACACAGGGACCUGAAACCUAGCAACAUUGUGGUAAAAUCAGACUGCACCCUGAAGAUUUUAGAUUUUGGCUUGGCCAGGACAGCUGGCACCACAUUCAUGAUGACACCGUAUGUUGUCACACGCUACUACAGGGCACCAGAAGUGAUAUUGGGUAUGGGUUACAAGGAAAAUGUGGACAUCUGGUCAGUAGGGUGCAUUAUGGGUGAAAUGAUACGUGGUGGAGUCUUAUUUCCAGGCACUGACCACAUUGAUCAGUGGAACAAAAUCAUAGAGCAACUUGGCACACCAUCACAAGAUUUUAUGAAGCGACUACAACCAACAGUGAGGAAUUAUGUGGAGAACCGACCACGGUAUCCUGGUUAUGCAUUUGACCGGCUCUUCCCAGAUGUGCUCUUCCCGUCCGACUCUUCUGAACACAAUAAGUUAAAAGCAAGCCAAGCUAGAGACUUGUUGUCACGGAUGUUAGUGAUUGAUCCCGAGAAACGGAUAUCAGUAGAUGAGGCUUUGCUGCACCCCUACAUCAAUGUGUGGUAUGAUGAGGGAGAAGUCAAUGCUCCAGCACCUGGCCCAUAUGACCAUUCAGUGGAUGAACGAGAACACACAGUGGAACAAUGGAAGGAAUUAAUUUACCAAGAAGUGAUGGAGUAUGAGAUAACACAUGGUCACAAUGCCUUGAGUUCAGCCCACUGCACAGCUCGUGCUCCAAACAGCGAGGAGUCUGAGGACAUGGUAGAUGGACAACGUGCGGCAAGGCGGUAGAGCCUGGAGAAAAAGCCUGAGUCUGUUCUUCUACCCUCACCCUCACCACCACUACCACCACCACCAGACUCAGGCGAGGGCUCCCAAGAAUAAAUUGCGGCCAAGCAAAAAGGGGUGUCCAGUAGGUGUGCCUGUGUGUAAGAAGAAGAGUUGAUAUCAAGGCAACACACCCAAACUUCAGAGUUCAGUUCUGAAUUCCAAGUGUGGGAGAGAAUGCCUCUCAAGGAAAUGGACUAAAUAAUUUGGGCCUUGACCCAUGACUCAGCUAAUCACUGGAGCUCUACAUCACAAAGCCUCUCUUUGUAGUCACAGUAAAACAGUCAGAUAUAGCGAACAGAGACUUUACUUCCUCUUAGCUUAGUUUACAGAAUGAUCUCUAGUAAACUGUAAAUCCAGAAUUAUGAAGUGGGUGUAUUUAUAUAGUUCACUCAACUUUUUUUAACAGAAAGUUGUUACAUAAAUAAUGUACAGCCCAAAUAUUGUUAUCAAUGUUCCUUAUCAUUCAUUUUGUCAUAAUCAUUAUCAAAGAGGAGGAAAGCAGUUGUUGAAAUUUAUGAAAGCACAGCAGUCAGCAGAUAUUUAAGUUCUCCCAUUCUGGUGUGGUAAGUCUUCAAGGUGCUGUAUAUCUGACAACACACCAUUGUGUCUGUUCACAGAAAUGGUUUUCCUUAUUUUUUUUCUGAAAGGAAAAGCUUACUGACCUAACACAUGCAUUUAGAAGAUAUGAAAACAUUUAAAUGUGCAGAAUGUUAGUACUGAGUUUUUGUCUUUUAAACAUUUAAAUUAGGAACUUGAUCUUCAAAUAAACAAAAAUUUGUAUUGUGUGAAAUGCCACAUUGCAUUUCGCUAAAUUAAUGGUCAAUUUUUGACUGAAGAAAAAUAUUUAUCUAAAACAACCAACUUGAUAGAUGUUUCCUUACAGUAUAUAGGUUUUUCAUCCCCUUUUGUGUACUUUAUGCCAGUUGUUAUGAGUUACUGCUAUUGCAGAGUCAUUCAGAGUUGAAAGUACAUUUUAUGUACAUUGUAAUGAAUUGCAUUAUUUGAAGCUUAGAAAACAAUGUUUCAUCUCCAUAAAAGACAGGAAGGAUUUUGUCAGAGUGAAGAAAAUUAGACUUAAAUUCAGUUAAUUACAUGACAGAGCCUUCCUUGAAAAGUUGAUAUCUCCACAGCUUGUCAAGACAUUCCCAGCUGGAAUGGAACUCGGUCCAUAGACCUUAGCACUGGGCCCUACACUUAGCCAUCUCAGUCCAGUUCAGAUCUUUACAACCACUUUCUCUGUAGCAUAGUUGCAGUACAGUGUUCACUUUGUCAUGAUUGUACAUCCAUUUGUUUGCAUGUAACAACUUGAGAGGUGAUUUUUAUGAAAUUUGAUAUUGGGGAAUUUCACCAAAAUUUGUCAGCAUAUUUCAGUUUUGAUUAAAAUCAGACAACAAUAACAGUCACUUUCCAUGUAGCCCAAAAUGAGUUUCUGCACACAUCUUAGAACAGAAAUUGUUUAGAAAAAAAGUAGAUGAAAGUAAAUCUUACAGUUUAUACACUUCUGUAAGCCUUAAGGUUUUGAAAAUAAUCAAACAAAAUGGGUUUUAUGCUGCGUACAGGCAAUAACAGAUUGAACGCACCAAAACUAUUAUACUGCAUUAACAUUUCACAAGUUGUUCAAAGUGUUAUUCUAUAGACAUGAAAAUAACAGCGUUCAACAUUCUCCAUGUAUCGUAGCAUUUCCUGAACCAAGAAGUUAAAAAACAUUUUCUCAUGCUUACACAACUUCUUGUACUCACAACUGUCAGCUCAUGUCCUUUGAUCACUUCUCACUCUGAUAGUGUGCUUCCAUUUUUCAUCAUGUUAAUAUUUGAGGGGACCUGUGAUCUUGGGGUGAGAUGUUGGACUCUCAUUCAUAGUUCAGUCCCCCAUCAGAUCUGUAUGGAGAUCUUUCUGCUCAUAGAUUGAAACGUUUACACCCACGGGACUGUGAAGAAUGGCAACCCCCCUCCAUCAUGGUGUAGAGCCCACAUUGAGCCAGAGGUCCCCUCUGCUGAUCAUCAUCCUAAAGAAUCUGGCCUAUGGGUGCCACCAUCUCAGAUGCUGCACUCCUACAUUUGUAGACAGAGGCCAGAAAAGUGAACCUACAUCAUAUCUGGAAGUAUUACACAAACAAGAACAUAUGUUUAAAGCAUGUAAAGAUUGCAAAGAAAGAUACUGGUGAUCAGAUAUGUCGUAUUGGGAGGAAACAUAUUUUUUAGUUCUUGACAAAAGAAUAAGGGUUCCAGUACAAUGAACUGGUUCAUAUUGUAAGAAAAGAGUUGAGAUUGAUGUAUUUUUGUCAUAAAAUGUCUAUGCCUUAACAUGUCAUUACUGUUAAAACUGGCCUGGUAUUGAUAAAGGGGUAUUUAAAAACUGUCAGUGUAUUUUUUAUUUAUUAUGAAAGAUAAUUAAAAAUUGUACAUGAUACAUCUACAGCAAACUUACUAUAAUAUUUUUAAUUAUAUCAUAUUUUUAAUUCUGCAAAGUUGUGUCAUAACUUUUAAGAAUGUCUAUUGAAAUCUGCUGUGGUGGUGCAUCAAAAUACAUAAUUAAAAUUGUGUCAGAAUGUAUCACUAAUGCUGAGACCUCAAACAUAUAUUGGCUUUGAAUAUUGUCAGCUGUUUUGUUCCUCUGAAGCCCACUUCAUUUUGCAAUUCAGUUAGAUAUAAGGUACAGAGGGAAAGUCCUCUCUGACCAACUGCUGUUGGUAUAAAUUAACAUUCAUGAAGUUCCCUGCAUGUAAAUUGAUAGUACAGAACUCCUCAUUUAGAACUUAAGUAGUACAAGCACUAGCACUGUGUGUGGAAAAGAACAAACAUGCAUAUAGACAUAUUGAAAUGUGACUGAGAGUUGACACUUUGAGAGGGACACACCUUUAUUUUCAUUUCAGUGUUCCCAGUGACCACUUUACACUGGGAUGACAGAAAAAUUAUUUAUGUUAAAUACUUCAGUUUGAAGAAACAAACAUAUAUAUAUAUAUAUAUAUUGAGGUUUUCACAGCCUCAAUUUUAAAUGUGUUUUAUGACUUCAUAAUGGGAAUUGUGACUGAUUUUUAACUGCAGUUGGUUUUUAUUUUCAUACAACAGACUCAUUUGCACGACUCAUUGAAUUAUGAUUAUUUUUUCAUAACAAUUGCAGUAAUAAUGUAAAUAUAUAAAUCAAGUGGUUAGCUCAAAAUGGUUUGUUUUUAGCAAGCAAAGUGUAAGUUUUUCAUCACUUGAUGGAACUAUCUUUUUAAUGGCUGGUAUGUUUCUGUACACAGUGCAAAGAAUGGAUUUCAGUGUGUGGAUAUAUUUUUUAUUAUUAAUGUUAUUCUGUGCCGGAACAACUAUGUGUUAGUGGAUACUGAGAUUUCAUUAGAAAAGAAGUGAUUGUGUAAGUGACUGUUUUCAAGAAGUAGUGAAGUUUUUCAGUUUUUGCUUUAAAACAUUUUCUUUUCUGAAAGAAGACUUCUCAUCUUCUUCCAACAAAGAACUUGAAUCACGUUAAGAGGUUGCAGUCCGGUCCAAUGAAAUCAGUUUUUAUGUAAAACAAACGAUAUAAUGGAAAAAGAAUAGAAACACACUCAAGAAGACAUUGUAACUGUUUCAUUCUUACACUCAAGAUUGUUCAGAGUUGGACAAGAGAUGUGUUUCAUGCUUUUAUUUUCCCUUGCUGUCUGUGAUCUUAUUAGGGCAGAAUGCAAUGAAUGUGGUAUGAAGGAAUUUUUUCUCCAUUUUUUUUUACCAUCCUUCUGCUGCAAGCGCUGUGCUAGCUUGGUAAAGUAAGAAAGUUUUGCCCCUCGUCCAUUGGUUGACCACUUGGUCAAGGCAGGGCAACAGUUCCACAAUAAUCAAUUUGUCGGUGUCCGUGUGAGUUCCAGCAAUGUUGAUGUGUUAGUAGAAAAGAUUAAUAUAACUAUACCCUUCUUUCUCUGAUGUUAGUAUAACAUCGCCAGUAUGCCAUAGAAGGUAAUCAUCAGACCAUGCAAAUCUUAAAACCUUUUUUCCUUCAAAGUUCUUGCACUUGUGGUUAUUCUCAUAUUGUAAAUACGGUAUCGUUCCGUUCCUUUUGUGAAUAAGUAUAUAAAUCUGAUUAUUAUAUAAAUAAAAAUAUAAAUAUAUAAUCUUAGUAGUGUAUAUCAGGAAGAUGAUGUAGAAAUUUUUAAAAGUCUUGUGUAUGGUCCAAAUCAUUGGCAUCAACAGAAAAAUGUGACGUGUAUCGGGUAUUGAUGCUGAGCUGUACUUAGUAGAAAACUGUAUGACUUUAUCAUUGUAAGUUUUAUAGAUUCUUAGUGAACAUGAGAAUAGCUUUGUUUCUUGACCCUACCAAUAUGAUUACUAUGACUAUAAAAAUCACCUUGUUUUUACAAAGAAGAAUGUGCUCAGAAUUAAAAUCAAGAAGGUGCAAUAAAAGAAAUCAACUUGUGUGCUGGAACCUAUAGCGAGGAUAUACUGCUCAUUCACAAGAAAGCAAACAAAUGAUGCAUGAUUUUAACUGAAAUGUGUAUAUGAAAGAAUUGAUAAUUCAAAUCAGUGUUUGAUAUAACAUGCUAUUGAUGGACACCAAUAAACCAUGGCCACUUAUAACUAAGUAAGUAAAA